AAGAGCGAAGCGAUCUCUAAAAAUCAAAAUCUUGGGGGAGGAAUAAUUGUUCGGGUGUGGGUGUGUGUGUGUGUGGGGGAUAAAUGGCCUUUCACGUAGCUUGCCCAAUCACUUGCCGUCGGAUCUGCUUCUGCUCCCUAGGGUUCCCUCGCGAUCUCCGUGUCGCCGAUGCGAAAGAGGACUUUCUGAGAGGCGUUCGCCGAGUGGAGGAUUCUCUGAUCGAUCCUUGGGGCUCUUCCGAGGUCGUUACGGUUCAGGUUAGGGCUCCGAAGGUUCGUAAGGAUUCGAUUGGAGAUGGCGGCGUUGAUGAAGCGGCGGCGGCGGAGGAGGCUUCGGCGCAGAGGAAGCGCGUUUCUCUACAGAGACAAGCCGCCGUUACGGUUGAAGCCGCCGAGGAUUACGCUAGGAGGUUCGAAUCUGGUGUUAAUGAGCUUUCCUCAAACGACGAGGAGUUAGCUCAGUGUGGCGUGAAUGUGAUGUGUAGAAUGUGUUUCUUGGGGGAAAGUCAUGGAAGCGAGAGAGCGAGGAGGAUGCUUUCUUGUAAAACCUGUGGGAAGAAGUACCAUAAGAAUUGUGUAAAGUCUUGGGCUCAACAUAGAGAUUUGUUUCAUUGGAGUUCAUGGAGUUGUCCCUCGUGCCGUGUUUGUGAGGUUUGUCGUAGAACAGGAGAUCCUAACAAGUUUGUGUUCUGCAAAAGGUGUGAUGCCGCUUACCAUUGUUAUUGCCAACAUCCUCCACACAAGAAUGUAAGUUCUGGGCCAUAUUUGUGCCCGAAGCAUACAAGAUGCCACAGCUGUGAUUCUACCGUCCCUGGAAACGGCCUUAGUGUCAGGUGGUUUUUAUCAUAUACUUGCUGUGAUGCCUGUGGCAGAUUGUUUGUGAAAGGAAAUUAUUGCCCUCUAUGCUUGAAGGUGUAUAGGGAUUCAGAAUCAACGCCAAUGGUAUGCUGCGAUCUUUGUCAGCGCUGGGUGCAUUGCCAUUGCGACGGAAUAAGUGAUGAGAAAUAUCUUCAGUUUCAAGCUGAUGGGAACCUACAAUAUAAAUGUGCCACAUGCCGUGGGGAGUGUUAUCAGGUGAAGGAUCUUCAGGAUGCAGUUCAAGAACUUUGGAAGAAGAAAGAUAUGGUGGAUGCAGAGUUGGUUGCUAGUUUAAGAGCUGCUGCUGGUUUGCCAACAGAUGAAGAAAUAUUUUCGAUCUCUCCAUUUUCAGAUGAUGAAGAAAACGGUCCUGUGUCUGGGCGUUCAGUGAAGCUUUCUAUCAAAGGACUGGUGGAUAAAUCCCCAAAGAAAAGCAAAGAGUACAGAAAACAUGCUAGUAAAAAAGGUCAUCAUGCCAAGUCAGAGCCCCAACAGGAUUCUGAAGUUCAUCACGGGAUGGAAUCUCAGAGAAGCAGGCUAAGUGGUACUAAAAUUGAUAGUUUUGGGAUUCAGAUAAAUGAACGAUCUGAUGUUCGUUCUUCUGUGGCUGGAAUUUGCUCAACGCAUGAACCUAGGAUUGUGAAACACAAGAGGGUUGAUGACGUUAUGGUGACCGAUGAAGAAAAGCCAUCAAGGAUAGUGAGAAUAAAGUGUACUAAGCCUCAUGAUUCUGAUAGCGAGGAGGCAUCAGUAAAGGCAAAGAAGUUGGUCAUUAAUCUUGGCGCGAGGAAAAUAAAUGUCAGUGAUUCUUCCAAGUCCAAUGUUGUUUCUCAUUCGAGGGACAGAGAUCAGUCUUCUGGUGAGGUACGAACCUUGAAGAUAUCUGGAAGGUUUGGGAAAACUAAAUCUGAAGGAAGUAAAGGUACUUUCGGGUCGAUCACACAGUUCCCUGCAUCAACAAGCGCAGGUAGUCAUGUGGAUGACAAAACAUCCAUCUCACCAUCUUUACAGAAAGAAGCUAGACCCCUGCUGAAAUUUAAACUCAGGAAACCUGAUUCGGGAGAUCAGACAUCUUUGGCUACAACGCAAUCUGAGGAUGAAAAGCUGAGUUCUGGAAAGGGUCAAAGAUCAAAGAGAAAGAGACCUUCAAGUUUAGUGGACAAGGCUUCUUUGGAGGAAGACGGUGAAACUCAGCAAGAUAGUUCAAGGAGCGAUGAGAUGAUGGAUGCUAACUGGAUUUUGAAAAAGUUGGGUAAAGAUUCAAUAGGAAAGAGAGUCGAAGUCCAAGGAUCUCAGAACUCAUGGAAUAAAGGAACAGUAACAGACGUUAUUAGAGACACGUCCACAUUGUCGGUUUCUCUAGAUGAUGGAAGCAUGAAGACAUUUGAACUUGGGAAGCACAAUGUCCGCUUCAUACCGCAGAAGCAAAAGAGGCCGAGGAGUUGAUUGGACCAUCAAGCAGCGUUUUAUUAGUCACUAACUUUCUGUGCGAGCCAGCUACAUGAGAAUAUUUGUGUUCAGGCAUUUCACGAGUUUUAAACUAGUUUUGGUGGUAAUUAUGAGAGUAACGCCAAACGUUGUAGAUAUAACUUGUGAUACUGAAGGUAGAUCUUGUUAAGGCUCGAGUUGUCGUUCCUUGUAACUCAUUUGCACCAGGUUCAUAAUACUGUUUUUUCGCAAACUCGUGUAACCAUUUUUUCUUUCUUAAUUCAAGCAUGUAAGAAACUGUUGUAUUCUGUUGCUAAAUAUAGUAUAACCAAUUAUCAAA
This is a messenger RNA of Brassica oleracea var. oleracea, 2625 nucleotides long. Its product is annotated as histone-lysine N-methyltransferase 2C. NCBI's taxonomy places the organism in Eukaryota, Viridiplantae, Streptophyta, Magnoliopsida, Brassicales, Brassicaceae. The coding region runs from base 84 to 2303 and encodes 739 amino acids. The record is from RefSeq and is a predicted model, not a curated record. The transcript is spliced from 11 exons.